AUGUGCCAGCAACCUCAAACCUUGUGUUGUUGCUGGUUGCAGGGGAACAUCGCACUUGACUUCUGCGCACACUGCCUCUGCCAUUGCUUUGCUCUUCAACACGAUUUCAUCGAGGUCAAAUGUUGGAGAGAGAGCCAGGCAGGGCCUGCCACAUUGCCAAUAAUGCCCACCAACUUGCCGCCCCAGCAGUCAGUGGGACACCCAGCUGGCAUGGUCCCCUACCAGGUGCCUGUUCAAGGGCUGCCAUCGGGAGGCUUGCUGGCUCCGCAGGACAGCGCACAUUCACAGACACCCAACAGUGGGCCUCAGGUUCGGCAAAGCACAAUAGAAAACAGGUUUUCCCGGUUGACAGAUGCACUCCCCACACACAGCGUGGAAUUGAGUCGACAGCAAUUGCCGCCAGGGGCGCGUUCGGGUGACUCGGCCACCAGCCAGGGCAGGCAAGAGAAGAUCGACGGAGUCAUCAUGAACGCGGAGGCCAUCGACGCGAUGAGGAACGAGCUUGUGGACGACCUCGAUGGCGGGGAAACAUCGCAUGCUGUCCCUUCCUCCGCAGACCCACCUGGCCCUUCCUCCGCAGACCCACCUGGCCCUUCCUCCACAGACCCACCUGGCCUUUUCUCCACAGACCCGCAAGGCCCUUCCUCCACACACCCACCUGGCCCGAGUCCCAGGCCGGUCGUCGUCCCUCCACCCAUGCCGCAGCUCCAACCCUUUCCCCCCACGUACCAGCACCAGACGGGCAUGCAGGAACCCGUGUCUGGCAGCGACAGCGAGAGGGCCCUCCUUUCUGGCAGAGGGAACAUGGUGCAGGUUGGCACUCUUGCUGGGCCCCCAAUGCAUGUGAGCGUUGGAAGCGCCGCCGGCAUCCAAGUCAAUCAGUUGCACACAACAACCCCCAGAGGGCAGGAGUAUGGACAGAUCCCACGUGCCAUCCCACCAGAGUACCCAGGCUCCGGACACUUCGCAUCGCAGACCUCGAGUGGGCACUAUUCCGGCGCUGGGAGCGGCCACUUCUACCAGGGGAUGGGCCGCUAA
Molecule: messenger RNA, 1038 nt
Organism: Ostreobium quekettii
Lineage: Eukaryota; Viridiplantae; Chlorophyta; Ulvophyceae; Bryopsidales; Ostreobiaceae
Source: the annotation of a GenBank genome assembly